GCGAACUUAUAUCGUCUAGUGUAUUAUCUGAUAUCCGAGAGUGUUCCUGCUGUUUACUGCCGAGGCAGAGUCCUUCGGAUGACUAUCCCCAUCGACUUCGUCCGUCCUCGCUAACCCUCUGCCGCGCUCGGCCGCUGGCUUGUCUCGGUCGAACUCGCGCAAUACCGCAAUCCGGUCGCCUCUACGCUCGCAAUGGCGAGUUUUCUAAAUAAAUGGAAGACCAGCGGCGCUGCGGCCUCGAGUUCGGCAGGCAAAGACGGACCCAAGAAGAAAGAGGAGACUCCGCUAGAGGUCACCCCGUUGGAACGGAUGCUUCAGAACGCUGGCGCGCCCAGGCAAGAUGGAAGCGACAAGUUCUUCGGCAUGGAGAAUUUCGGGAAUACUUGCUAUUGCAACUCGAUCGUCCAAGCCCUCUACUAUACCGUACCAUUUCGAGAGCAGGUGCUUAAGUUCCCGCCAUUAUCACCCUCAGAUACCCCUAACGGAAGCCGACCUAGGGUUAACGUCCAAAUCCGAGCUCCAGCUGUGAACGGAAGCGCACACGGAGGCGCAAACGCGAAGAGAGGUUCCGUAGCUGAUGCGAUGGAGAAGAGGAAACAGAUUAACUCGGGCCAAAUCCAGCCAGUUCGGCCAGAGGAUAAGCCCGACACCCCCGAAUAUAAAAAGAAGCAAGCGAUGCUGAAGGGUCCUAUAUUAGAGUUGGCACAAGAAAGCCACGAAACCUACGGGAUGGAUGAGUGCACGUUCACGGGCCUACGAGAUAUUUUUAUGACGCUCGUAGAUAGUACUGUUCGUACUGGGGUUCUUAGUCCGCAGCGGUUCCUUGAGAUCUUCAAGCGCGAUAACGAAAUGUUUCGCAAUUCGAUGCACCAGGAUGCGCACGAAUUCUACGGGCUCGUUUUAAACGAUAUAAUAUCGAACGUGGAGAGCACGGCUAAGCGGUUACUUAACCAGCAGGUCUCUUAUAGUAACGGUAGUGUUGAAGAAUCGCUCAAAGCAGCCUUAGGAGCAAUUGCUAAGACCGCUUCGAACGGUAUAAAUUCUCCGGGGACAGGCUGGGUGCAUGAUAUAUUCGAAGGCGUGUUAACAUCGGAGACGAAAUGCCUCACUUGCGAGACUGCUUCUCAGCGAGAUGAGACGUUCCUAGACUUAUCGAUUGACUUGGAGGAGCACACCUCAGUAACUGCGUGCUUACAGAAAUUUUCGGCCGAGGAGAUGCUUUGCGAGAGAAACAAAUUUCAUUGCGACCAUUGCGGUGGCUUACAAGAAGCCGAGAAGCGAAUGAAGAUUAAACGACUGCCUAAAGUGCUGGCAUUGCACUUGAAGAGGUUCAAGUAUACGGAAGACUAUAGUCGGCUGCAGAAGCUGUUCCAUCGUGUAGUAUACCCGUAUCAUCUGAGGAUGUUUAAUACGACGGAGGAUGCCGAGGACCCAGAUCGGCUGUACGAACUGUACGCUGUUGUUAUCCACAUCGGCGGCAACGCAUACCACGGACAUUAUGUCUCGGUCAUCAAAACGGAAGAUCGAGGUUGGCUGUUAUUCGACGAUGAGAUGGUCGAGCCCGUUGAUAAGCACUACGUCCGAAACUUUUUUGGGGACAAACCGGGUAUGGCCUGUGCGUACGUGUUGUUUUAUCAAGAAACGACUUACGAGAAGAUGCGGGCCGAGCAAGAGGCGGAGGGUCUUGAGGAAGUCAGGAUCGCCAGUGAAAAGGCCGGUGUUGCUCAAGAGGAUGGUCAGCCGAACGGUUCGGUUUCCGGGUUAUCAAGGCAGCUAACACAGCCGGUUCGGCCACCCGAAGAUCGCGAAGGACUGACCACUCUAGACCACGCUGCUACGGCACCCGAUAUGUUCAUCGAUCCAGCUGCUCCUUCCCCGGCGUUAUUACCUCAGCUAGACGGCGCGGUACCGCCCAGCCCCUUGAUUUCAGAAAGAACGGAUACGACUAAGGGCGAAGCGAAGUCAAAAGAAGAAAGGAACCGAGAAAAGAAAGAAGCCAAGGCUCAAGAAAAGGCACGCAAGGUGGCAGAAAAGGAAGAGCUCAAAGCCAAGGAGAAGCAGCGCAAAGAGGCCGACGCGCGGUUGCGCGAAGCUCGCAAAGCCGAACAGGAGGAAUUGAAGAAAGCCAUCGAGGCAAGUAGAAAGAUGGACGAAGAAGAAGACGAAGCCAGUCGCAAAGAACAAGAUGACAGCGUCCCGUCGCUGCAGAAGCCGGAUAGGGGUAGCAGAUCCAUGUCAAGAAAGAGCUUCGGGUUUUUAAAUAGAGACAAAGCAAAACGGGAUAGCCUAGAGGUUUUACCCGAAAACAAACAGAAUGGCGAGAGCGCGGCGCCCAGCCACGACAAGCCAGAGCAACAGUUCAAGCUUAAGAAGAGCUUCAGCUUUAGUCUUGGGCGAAGAAAAAGCCAUAGUACCCUCUCGUAAAAAUACAUAGGAGUUAGGGGAAUAUCUUUGACGGUAUCGUUACUCUUCAUACCCUAGCUAAUUAGCGCAAGGGGGAUGGGGCAUAUACGGAGUUCUGGGGGGUAUCAAAAGAAAUGCAAAGGUUCUUGAGCAUUUACGGAGGACGCGCACCAAAGCCGAGAUUCGUUUUGGAUACUCUGUAGAACGAGGUUGCUUCUGUUUCUCAGUAGCACUAUGAGCGUGAGGUCUGCUCACGUUGUGAUGGAUAUUCUGUAUAAUAAGGCCAGACGCCGGAGCUCAUACCCCUUGUAGUAGCAGAGGUACGAGGAAAGAAAAGACAAAGCCUUCAUCGCCAUCAUCUUGGACCGAAUCUUGAUUGUAUAGUGUUGACUUGACGUGUCGCUGUCACUCGAAACCUCCCUUCGCACGACCGCGCGUCUCACAUUGCCGAUCUCAUUUUAGCCAUAUUACACCAAACCAAAGUGUAUGUACACCCGAACGCCUGGUUGAAACCGAAUGCAAGCCCCUAUACGUCCGUCAUCGUUCGUAACACCUGCAUAUCCUCUCUAACCCAAGACCAGCUCGUAGAGUAUUAUUAAAGUGUUGAUCGCUAUCAGAGGAACUGCUCUGCUGGUUAGCUUGGUGUUAUUACCUCGUA
Molecule: messenger RNA, 3061 nt
Organism: Daldinia loculata
Lineage: Eukaryota; Fungi; Ascomycota; Sordariomycetes; Xylariales; Hypoxylaceae
Product: cysteine proteinase
Exons: 4
Coding region: 193-2424 (743 amino acids)
Biological process (GO): protein deubiquitination
Cellular component (GO): nucleus; cytosol
Molecular function (GO): cysteine-type endopeptidase activity; cysteine-type deubiquitinase activity
Source: RefSeq, a predicted model, not a curated record